AUGGUGGGUGUAGGAUUAGGUGUAACAGCAGCAAUGGUUGCAACUCAGUUCUUGGAUGUGGGGUUGAACACUCUAAUCAAAGCAGCAAACACCAACGGAAUGAGCAAUUUCGUUUUCGUUGUCUAUGCAAACUUCUUAGCUCUCUUCGUCCUUCUACCAUCAACGUUCUUCUACUACAGGAAGAAAGCUCCUCCUCCAAUCCCUACCUCACUUUUCUGUAAAAUGUUUCUGAUUAGCUGCCUCAGUACUGCAUAUCAGACAUUGAUAUACAGUGGGAUCGGAUAUAGCUCUCCCACACUAUGUUCGGCUAUGGUUGAUCUUGCUCCUGCUUUUACCUUCAUAUUUGCCUUUAUUUUCAGGAUGGAAAAUCUGAAUCUGAAACAGCAUAGCUGCCAGGCCAAAAUUGUUGGCACAGUGGUUUCCAUUGCAGGGGCAUUGAUUGUCACUCUGUAUAAAGGAACUCCAUUGAAUUUCAAGUUCUUGAGAAAUGUAGUAUUUGGUGGAAAUGGAACUUACCUUUCAGUGCAAUCAGAUUGGAUAAUUGGUGGUGUGCUUCUUGCAACUGCUAGUCUCUGCCUUUCUGUUUUGUUUAUUGUUCAGACUUCGGUUAUCAAGGAAUAUCCAGAAGAGUUAGUGGUAACAAGCAUUUGUUGCAGCAUGGUGGUGAUCCUAUCUGCCAUAGUUGCUCUCUUUGCAGAGGGAAAUACAAAAGCUUGGAUAUUCACAUCUCAUCAAGAUUUGAUAGCUGUAUUUUAUUCAGCAAUAUUUGUGGUAUCAUUGAAGAGUGUUGUAUGCACAUGGGGAUGUCGAAAGAAGGGAGCAGUUUAUGUAGCUAUGUUUAACCCUUUGGGAAUGGUGAUUGCACUUGGCAUGGGGGUAGUAUUUCUGGGAGACAGUCUUUAUGUGGGAAGUAUGAUUGGAGCUGCUACAAUAGGUGUUGGAUUUUAUUCCGUGAUGUGGGGACUGACUCAAGAGAAUAACAAUCUGGUAAAUGAGAAUAAUGAAAACCAUGAUUUUGUGACUUCUUCUUCGGCUCCUCUCUUGUCUACCAAAAACCUGGAUGCAUAG
Sphenostylis stenocarpa is the source of this 1068-nucleotide messenger RNA. Lineage: Eukaryota; Viridiplantae; Streptophyta; Magnoliopsida; Fabales; Fabaceae. The record is from the annotation of a GenBank genome assembly.